AUGCUUGAUGAGCAUCAUGAUGUUAUCGUACCUUCUGCGAAUGAAGAACCGCAGACUGGAGAGGGAGGGGAGUGGGAAGAAAAUCCUGCUCCGGAGUCUCGACUAGGUACUUACGUAAAACGGACUGGUGCGGAUGGGUCUAUCCGCGAAACCGCACCGCGGAUAAGCAUUUCCACGGAUAACUUAUCCGCGGAUGAAAUUCCCACGGAUACCGCAGUUUCUGCGUAUCCACAAAAAACAGCCGGAAAUUUGCGGGACUAA
This is a messenger RNA of Fomitiporia mediterranea MF3/22, 261 nucleotides long. RefSeq lists its product as uncharacterized. NCBI's taxonomy places the organism in Eukaryota, Fungi, Basidiomycota, Agaricomycetes, Hymenochaetales, Hymenochaetaceae. The record is from RefSeq and is a predicted model, not a curated record. The transcript is spliced from 3 exons. Bases 1 to 261 code for a protein of 86 amino acids.